UUUAAUAUUUGCUAUAGAGAAAGUAAAGGUUAUUUGAUCCGUAAUGAUGAUAAACUGCUAUACUAUAUUUUAAAUCUAUAAAAUAUGUGUUAGUGUUAGGUGUAUUGUUAAAAAAACAGUAGAGAAGUGUAGAAAGAAGUUGAAGUAUCUUAUACCAUAUCUGGCAAUUAGGGAUUCUCCACAGUUUUCACAAACAGAUCAGCAUCACAGACAAUUCCAAUCUUGUUGCAGAAGAUUCAGUUCGGAGUUGUUUAAUGCAAAUCGCUGCUUUAGUUCUGAAAAUAUGGAGAGAAUCGAUUGUGGGUUUUCACAGUCAGCUGUAUUCAAGAGCGAUGACUUUUCUAACAGUAAUGGCCGUUAUAAUUUCACCAUUACGAGUUCAUCCUGUCAGCCUUCUUUCCCCUUACAAAUUUUUGUUGGUGAAAACUACAUAAACCCAAAGAUCAAUAGCAGCAGUACAGCUGGUCAAAUGGAGAAAAAUGCUGAAACCAUGUUUAAGAAAGACUUCCACAAGUUUGUUGAGAGAGAAAGGCGGAGAGACAUUAGAACACUGUUUUCUUCUUUGAGAUCUAUACUGCCUGAAGAAUAUAUUACGGGAAAAUGUUCAACAGAAGAACAGCUAUCACAAAGCACAAACUAUAUUAACCAUCUGCAUAAGAAAAUUAAGGAGCUUACACAAACAAGAGAUGAGAUGAGAAAAGAAAAAUUGUUCAGAGAUCUGUCUUUUUCUGUCCCAUCUGAGACUUUCCCUAUAGUUAAAGUAAAUUCUGAUGGCUGGGGUGUUUUCAUCUCAGCAAACACAUUUAAGGGUGAGAUUGUCUUGUCUGAUCUUCUGCUUACACUGGGAAAUAAUGGCCUUGAUAUCUCUAGUGCUGUUACUUGUGCCAGGAACGAGAAAGUCUUUCACACCAUACAUGCCAAGGUUUCGGAUCUUCGUAGUUUUGACAUCAGAGCUUUAUACCAAAAUAUUUGGACCUUGGUAUGUGAAAAGACUUCGUAUGCAAAGUCACUUCACAUGUGAGAAUUGACCAUAGCUUGUAAUAAUCUGCUUUCUAAGGCGCUCCUUUUACUGGAUUGAUUUCUUUAUUGUUACUUAUUGAAAGAUUUCCAUGCAAUUCACAAGUGAGAGUGAAAAACAGCUGGUGAUUGUCUGUUUUCUAGCUUAAACCAUUUACUGAUCUGUUUUCUUUAUUGUUAUAUACCAUGUUAUUUUCUAGAGAAUGAUAAAUUUUAUGUAGGAAGUAGAUUGAGAAAAGCAAGAGUUUAUGCUUAGAGCAUUUACGUUCUCUAGUAGUAGAAGCUAUAGGAAAAUAGAAAUUUCUUAAAUGCUAUAAGAUUUCAUUUUCAUUUCACCGUCUAAAGAGUUUUAGAUAGUAUAGGAGAUGUAAAGGAUUAGUCCGCUGGAUACAGUUUCCUGUCUGAACUCUACAAAGUUACUCACUCCAGACAGUUUCCUUUAUAUUUGUGGUUGCUUAUUUGA
This is a messenger RNA of Cryptomeria japonica (Japanese cedar), 1480 nucleotides long. RefSeq names its product transcription factor bHLH118-like. NCBI's taxonomy places the organism in Eukaryota, Viridiplantae, Streptophyta, Pinopsida, Cupressales, Cupressaceae. The record is from RefSeq and is a predicted model, not a curated record. Gene Ontology annotation, cellular component: RNA polymerase II transcription regulator complex. The transcript has 4 exons. Gene Ontology annotation, biological process: regulation of transcription by RNA polymerase II. Gene Ontology annotation, molecular function: RNA polymerase II transcription regulatory region sequence-specific DNA binding; DNA-binding transcription factor activity, RNA polymerase II-specific; protein dimerization activity. Bases 284 to 1021 code for a protein of 245 amino acids.